AUGGCAUUCUUCAAAUACUGCAAAGUAAAGAACGCUCUGCUGCAAGUCAUUUCAUGCUCCACAUGCCCUCAUUCCGAUGCAUCUCCAAUUUACCUCGACAAGCAAAUCCAGAGAUGCCACGAUGAAGAGUACGUGAGACUGCGAGAAUCAGGAGAGAUUAAAUAUAAGCUUCAGAUCCCCUCCAAAUGCUCCAGUCGUCAACCAACAUCAACUGAUAUUAUCCAUUCUGAUACUUCCCAUAAUGAUAUACAGAAGGAAAUUCACCACUGCUCAGAUUGUAGAAAGAGUUUUAGUUAUCAGAAUGCACUCAAGACACACCAGUGCAGUCACACAGGAGAGAAGCCGUAUCACUGCUCACAAUGUGGGAAGAGUUUUACUCGUCAGAGUGAUCUCCAACGACACCAGCGCAUUCACACAGGAGAGAAGCCAUAUCACUGCUCACAGUGUGGGAAGAGUUUUACUCAUCAGAGUGAUCUCCAACGACACCAGCGCAUUCACACAGGAGAGAAGCCGUAUCACUGCUCACAGUGUGGGAAGAGUUUUACUCAGCAGAGUCAUCUCCGACGACACCAGCGCAUUCACACAGGAGAGAAGCCGUUUCACUGCUCACAGUGUGGGAAGAGUUUUGCUAGUCAGAGUCAUCUCCGACUACACCAGCGCAUUCACACAGGAGAGAAGCCGUAUCACUGCUCACAGUGUGGGAAGAGUUUUGCUCAUCAGCGUAAUCUCCAACUCCACCAGCGCAUUCACACAGGAAAGAAGCCGUAUCACUGCUCACAGUGUGGGAAGAGUUUUACUCAGCAGAGUCAUCUCCAAACACACCAGCGCAUUCACACAGGAGAGAAGCCGCAUCACUGCUCACAGUGUGGAAAGAGUUUUACUCAUCAGAGUGCUCUCCGACAACACCAGCGCAUUCACACAGGAGAGAAGCCGUUUCACUGCUCACAGUGUGGGAAGAGUUUGACUCAGCAGAGUCAUCUUCGACGACACCAGCGCAUUCAGACAGGAGAGAAGCUGCAUCACUGCUCACAGUGUGGGAAGAGUUUUACUCAUCAGAGUACUCUCCGACGACACCAGCGCAUUCACACAGGAGAGAAGCCGUUUCACUGCUCACAGUGUGGGAAGAGUUUUACUCAUCAGAGUACUCUCCGACGACACCAGCGCAUUCACACAGGAGAGAAGCCGUUUCACUGCUCACAGUGUGGGAAGAGUUUUACUCAUCAGAGUACUCUCCGACGACACCAGCGCAUUCACACAGGAUAGAAGCCGUAUCACUGCUCACAGUGUGGAAAGAUGUUUGCUUGUUUAGUUACAUUUAAGACCUUCAAGUGCACUAACUCAGAGACACUGCAUGAUUUAAAGUUGUCAAAUUAAAUAUGGUUGUUACAGUUUUGACUGAAAAUGACCUGUACUUUGAACUUUAUUGUUCAUGAUACACUGGUCAACAAUUUUUCAGAAGUUGUCUGCUUCAGAGAUGAAAUUGGCUAUUAUGAAAUUUGGUGUGUUGAAUUAGAAGUGACAGUUAAUCAGCUGAUUGGCUAUGGCUUCCAAGAUAUUUAAGAUUUUAAAUUUUAUACUUAUGUACAUUGUGUAGAUCAUAAUGUUUUAAACAUAAAUUGUAAAACUAGGUCUCUUCAUGUGUUUAUGGUCCGUUUACAUGAUAUUUCACCUGUUCUCUUUAUGUAACACUAGAAAAUCAGCAAAAAGUUUAUAUAAAUAAAAUGUAUUGUGAACCAAAUUGCAAAAACAAUUAUGUAUAAGUACUGAAUCGGUUUUGUCCUUAUUCUGUGUGUAAGCAGUGGGUUUUUAUUUAUUUAUUGGCAGCUUGUCUCUUGUAUUCAUAAAAUGGAGCAUCUCUUGUC
Molecule: messenger RNA, 1862 nt
Organism: Neoarius graeffei (lesser salmon catfish)
Lineage: Eukaryota; Metazoa; Chordata; Actinopteri; Siluriformes; Ariidae
Product: zinc finger protein 501-like
Exons: 2
Coding region: 1-1263 (420 amino acids)
Biological process (GO): regulation of transcription by RNA polymerase II
Cellular component (GO): nucleus
Molecular function (GO): RNA polymerase II cis-regulatory region sequence-specific DNA binding; DNA-binding transcription activator activity, RNA polymerase II-specific
Source: RefSeq, a predicted model, not a curated record